Mytilus trossulus (common blue mussel) is the source of this 5393-nucleotide messenger RNA. RefSeq lists its product as uncharacterized. Gene Ontology annotation, biological process: signal transduction. Bases 201 to 1658 code for a protein of 485 amino acids. NCBI's taxonomy places the organism in Eukaryota, Metazoa, Mollusca, Bivalvia, Mytilida, Mytilidae. Gene Ontology annotation, molecular function: GTPase activator activity. The transcript has 8 exons. The record is from RefSeq and is a predicted model, not a curated record.
AGAAACACUACAGUAGUAUUUCCGGAACAGUUGUGGAUUAAGAAUUUUUGUAUGCCAAAAUUUUCAGAUUACCUUCUUUGCAAUCGCCGAUAAAUUUCCAUGUUUUAUAAUAUUUAUAAGGAUUUAGCUGGCAAAGGUUUAAAAUUUUCAGUCAUGGAAAAAUGUGGAACUUGAUAUUAACAAAAUGGUGAUGGAGUAAAAUGGCCAUGUUUCGGAAUGUGUUUGGAGGUUGUGUAUCUGAUAGGAGUACAGAGGCCAUGCGUCGUCAAAAAUUAAAGUUUGGAGUUCCACUGCACAUUGCUUUAAAGAAUGGAUAUAUACCUGUUUCACUAGUUGAACUUUUAGUCUACAUAGCACAUGAAGGAAUGUUUACUGCAGACUUAUUUAGACGUCCUGGAAAUCCUGGUGACACAAGAAGAAUUGUAAAGAGAUUGUCGGAGGGCAAACCUGUUAUUUUCCAAAACUAUAAUUUGUAUACAUUAGCAUCAGUUGUAAAGAAAUUUUUGCUGAGACUUCCAGGUGGUAUAUUUGGUCCUGAAGGUGAACAUACACUUCUACAUGUUUUAGCCAUUGGCCAUAAAAUGGAACAGUAUGAAGCUGUACACAAGUUUAUAUCAUCAUUAAAAGUAAGUCAUCAGCAUCUGAUUUCACUUUUGUAUGGAAUAUGGUUUACAAUGAUAAACAACUGUGACAUAAACUUUAUGACUGUAGAGGCAUUAUCACGCAGUGUGGCGGGUAGUAUGUUUCAUACCUGUGCAACUAAUCCAGCCAGGGUGGAAAAAGCCAGUAGAAUAAUGCAAUUGCUCAUUGAAAAUUUUGGUGUAGCUGGUAUGUUUGGACAAGAGAACAUAGAAUAUUUUGCAGAAAUUACCAGCACAGAAAUGCAUAUACGUGAAAAAUUUAAGUGUCAGUUUGUUUAUUCUCCUCCAGAGGACUCAUUUUCAACUAUAUUGGAAGAUGGAUUUAAUGAAAUGUCUCAAAUGCAUUCAUCAAGAGAGCAUGUACAUGAACAGGAUGAUGAUGUUAAAAUGUCUGAGAGUGGAUCACCAGAAAUGGUUCGAUAUAUUGGUAUGAAAUCUAUGGCACGACUACAUGCUGUCUCAACUAUUUCUGCACCUGAAGUGUCACUGGUUCCAUCCCCAGGACUCAUUAACAAGAGACCAAAAUCAUUUGAAGAUAACCUAAAUGAAACUGCUGAAAUACAGUCGUCAAGGCCUAGCAUAAGUAGAUUUAAUUCUGUGAAGCGUAAACAGCUUGAACGUUUAAGACACAGGUCUGACUGGUUUUUAGGACCAAACUCAUGCACAACUUUAGAACAAUCACAACAACAAGAACUUAUUUCAGUGGGAAAUGAACACCAAGUGCUCCAAGCAAAAUCAUCAGGGAAUAGUGUAACUAAGGCAUCUUCUGAAGGGACUGGACUAGAUUUACAUUCGGAUAAUGACAGUGUAUUUUCUGAAUCAAGUCGUAGUGAAUCGCCAGCAUCAGAACCUGCUAGAUCCCAAUCAGUAAGAAUUAUUCGUGAUAUAAUUCAUAGUGAUACUUUAGAAGAUGUACAAAUGUCAGAGACAGGGGAAAUUAGGAAUGAAGAUAUGGCAGUAGGAGACUCAGACAUUUGCUAUUUUGUGGUUGAACAUAAGUAUGGUGAUACAACAUAGUCCUAGUAAUGUCGUCUUUCUCAGGACUUCACCUGUCAUUAUUGAACAUUGCAAUUUUUUAACUAGAGUAUUUAAUACCUCCCUUUCAGCUAACAUGGCCAAUGAGAGCUGUUGUUUUUUAACUAUAAUAUUUAGUACCUCCCUUUUCAGCUAACAUGGCCAAUGAGAGCUGUUGUUUUUUAACUAUAGUAUUUAGAGCUUCCUUUUUUCAGCUAACAUGGCCAAUGAGAGCUAUUUUUUUUUUUAAAUUAUAGUAUUUAAUACCUCCCUUUUCAGCUAACAUGGCCAAUGAGAGCUAUUGUAUUUUUAACUAAAGUAUUUAAUACCUCCCUUUUCAGCUAACAUGGCAAAUGACAGCUGUUGUUUUCUAACUAUAGUAUUUAAUACCUCCCUUUAAGCUUACAUUGCCAAUGAGAGCUGUUGUUAUCUCAUGGCAUUUGUCAUCUAACAUAUUAUGCUCUUUAGAUUGUCUCCUCAGCAGCUACUUUAAUCAAACUUAGUCAGAAUUUUCGUGUGUUUUGUAGUUUUCUAUAAAUUUUAUCCAAGGUCUUUGCUUAACCAACCAACAUGGUUUCCACAGUUUAAAAUAGAACAUAAGGGUAAAUCGCAAAUAAUAGUCUUUAAUCUAUAUAGAUGAUAUAUUAUUAUGUUAGAUAGAUGGAUUGAUUGAUUUAUUGUUGGUGUUUAACACAACUUUUAAGCAACCCUUAUAGGCUAUUUUGUGGCAGCCAUUUUUUUAUUGGUGGAGGAAUCUUGAGUGUCCUGACCUUUGAUAGAAAAGUUGACAAUCCUAGUCAAUUGAAAAAUUGACAAUCCUAGUCAAUUAAGAUUAGAAUUGCAUGCUUCAGCACGAGCGGGGUUUGAACUCACAACCUCAAUGUUGACUGGCUAUUAAUAACAGUAGUAAAACUACUUCAACAACUUGUCCACUAAGGCCCCCGAAUGUCAAAUAGAUCAAACAGAAUAAUCUAUAUGAUUAUUUUCCUUAAUUGAUAGUUUUGAAUGAGCCAGAAAGAGGACACGGACAGAAGAUCUACAAAUUUGUCAGAUAAUUGAAACCAUCAUUGUAUUGAAAGAAGCUUUAGAUAAUCAAAAAAUAAUUUGACAAAUUAAAGUCAUUUCAAAAGACCACUUUCGAGUUCAUCCGUCACCUGAAAAAACUCGUCAAUUAUACGCGCCUUUAUCACCGUCAUUUGUGCGUUAGGGGCGUUGUCACUUCCAUUCCAUUGUUGAGGGAGUGGUUGGAAAACUAAAAUUCUACAUUGUACGAAUUAUCCGGCAAAUUUAAUUCUCAAAAUUGACAACCAGCACUGCUGUCAUUAGGGAAUCGUCAUUAAGUACCUACAGAGCAACCAUUAUUUCUAGUUUAUCCUGCACAAUGACGAUCACUAAGACGCUUGAUGAACGUAAAUAGUGCAGAGAUACAGGCGACCCCCUCUAUCUGGUAAAUGACGUCAUAAAGGUGCGUAUAAUUGACGAGUUUUUUCCGGUGACAGAUGAACUCGAAAGUGGUCUAUUAUCUUGGAAGCAAGAAUGAAUAGACACAAACUGUGAACAGAAAAAAUGAUAAGCAACAUAAGAGCACAAAAAGCUGAUAUUACUGAAACCAUCAAUUACUGGAGUUGAAAUAACGUGAUUUUUUUUAUUAUCUUUAUUAUAUUUAUGAGUUAUCUUGGUACAGUCAAAAGAAGAAAGCAUGUCCUUCCUUUUUGUUGUGUAUACAGAUGUGAGUGGGUUUGAUCCCCAGCAUGGUUGAACCGAAGACUCCUAUUAGCCAUUAUAGCUGCUUCUCCACUAAGCAAGCUAAGUAGGAGCAAAGACCUGUUAUCUUGGAGUCACCACAGUGAUCCUGCAGACCUUGUGAACUAGCAUUUUAAAUCUGGCUUAGUUGGUAAGUCAUAGCCAAAGCAUUGUUCAUAUUCAUAUCCCAUUACAUGUUCUUAUUCUGAUAUCCAUGUUAUCAAGGAUUUCUACUCACGUAUGUCGGGUACUUGUUUUUUCCUCUCUUUUCAUUCAUUUUUUAUCAUGUGGAAUGGGAGACAUAUCAAUUGAGCAAAAUGAUUAGGUCCCCCACAGAGUCUAUAAUAUAAGUUUUUCAUUGUUUCAACUGCUGACAUACAACACACAUUUAAGCAGGCACAAUGUGUUUUGCGAGGUACAUUAUAGAAAUUCAUCUUUUACAAUUACUAUACAUUUUUGUACCAUCGUUUUCCAGUGGCAGCCUAACCUAAAAAAUCCAGUUAUAUUCUGCUCAAUACAAUCUCUACAUUAAGGCUUGAAUUCUUAGAAUUUGUUGCAGUCCAAAUUUUCAACCUUUUCUCCUCUAUUACAAGACUUACCUUUUGUAUUCAUUGGUAAUUUUUAAGCUCACCUGACCCAAAAGGUCCCUUUUAGCUUUCCUCAUCACCUUGUGUCCGUCGUCGCUCAUUGGUCAACUUUUACAAAAAAACAUGUAACUAAUGGGUUUAUUAAAACCAAACUCUAGUUUAGAUCAUAUAUCUAAUGACCCAACCCAUUAACCAAGAUGGCAGCCAUGGCUUAAAAUAUAAUAUGGGGGUCAAAUGCAGUUUUUAUACAACCGCAAACAUUUUUUGGUGUGUAUAAUGCUAUGAUGUCUUCUAAAUCCGAAGACACAUUUUGGUUUACGAAUAAUAAAUUUAAUGAAAUUUUACAAGAAGGUUCAAUACCUUUAAAGGAAGGUUGAGAUUGAUUUUGGAGGUUAUGGAAUGAACAUUUAAGAAUCGGGGACCAAAAACUAGCAUUUUUGUAGAUUCUGGACAAUAAGUGUGCUGGCCCAAAUAGAAUUAAACUAAGCCACAUUUUUUAAAAGGAAAUUUUGAUGGAAAAAUAUAUCCGAUGACCAUGUCAUCCAAUCAACAUGGCUGUCAUGGCUAAAAAUAAAACUCUAUUGGAAAAUUGUAAAAAUAAUUUCAAAUGGUCAGAACUUGGAAACUAAUUUAAAUAAUGGUAAGGGGUCUUCAGUUACUAUUGUAAUACUACAAUGAUAUGACCUGCUUUAAAUUUACCUUCUGUCCCAAAUAAAACUUAACUUGGUUUUAACCUUAUUUCACAUAAUUUCCAAAAUCAGGAGAGUGACACAGGCUCUUUAGAGCCCCUAGUUCUUGUCAUGAACAUGCAUGAAGUUUUUGCUACUUGAUGUUAAAGCAAACAUUUUCAAUCAAUCAAACUUGUAUAUGCCAACCAAGAGAAAUAUAAUCUGAUUUAUUAAUUUCUUUUCUUUUCUUUGGAACCACUGUUUUGCAAUUUCUCAUGAAAAUUUCUACCACAAUAUUUUUGAAACCAUCUGUAAAAACUGUUAUGAAAGGAAUGUAGAAACUGUGCCCCACUGUCCCAAUUCUUCGAAAAAGUAUGUUCUUGCCCACUUUAUUGAACAUCUUAUUUGAAGUAAUCAUUUUUAUUAUUUUAUACUAAGUAGGUUUGUUUGCAUGUAAUAAAGUGUUAUUGUGUUGAUGUAGUUAUAUGUAAAAUGGUUGAAUAACAGAAUUUACACGUUUCCUUGCCAGUUUCUUUAUGUUAGUGUGUCCAAAAUUUGUGCUAAUAAUAUUUUUUAUGCCCCCGUCAUAGUGGAGGGUGCAUUAAAGUUUUGCCAUUGUCUGUCUGCACAUCGGUACAUCCCAAAAAUGGUUUCCGUUCUCAAACUUUAGUUUGCCUCAAUUAAAUGUUAUGGAACUUGUACACAAUGCUUGUUAUCAUAAAAUACAGAUAUAAUAUGAG